Messenger RNA from Haliotis rubra (blacklip abalone), 2653 nucleotides. RefSeq lists its product as uncharacterized. Gene Ontology annotation, biological process: regulation of apoptotic process. The record is from RefSeq and is a predicted model, not a curated record. The coding region runs from base 1297 to 2622 and encodes 441 amino acids. The transcript has 8 exons. NCBI's taxonomy places the organism in Eukaryota, Metazoa, Mollusca, Gastropoda, Lepetellida, Haliotidae.
AUUUUGAACAGUCAUAGUCGAUGUCAUGUUUUAAAAUAAGAAUGGAUUACCACAAUGCGUGGACCAACAUUUUCUAUACAGUAAAGUCGGUACUGAAAAUAUCGAUAUUGGCUUGAAAAGUCAAACAUUGACGUGUUUAGAAUUUAGUAUAUUAUUCGGUGUACAAAUGUAUGAAGUGUAUGUUAUUGUUACGCGUUCGUAGUUUAGGCGGAUGGGUAGCCUAGGCGUGAAAGAGUUCCCCUGUUAAACAGAAGAUACGGGUCAUAUGUCUAACAUCGAUCCGGUGAUGUCAGCACUCAAGAUUUGUCCGUUUUUAAGCUCAUUCAGUUUAUUGUCGCAUUUACUACGUCACGGUGAACAUGCAGGUCGUAUAUAUAGGUUAUUCCAAUGUAUGACGUCAUAGCUCAUACUAAACCUGCAGAACGAGUUUGUUAUCACAGAGGAACCUAGUUGGUGUACUGCAGUCUCAGGUGGCGGGCUCAGAUACAAGAGUCCUGACGACUGCAUUAAUCCGAAAACAGUUGCAAACAUGCCCCUGCUGUACAUAUGUGAGCCAUGGUUGUAAAGAAGGUAACAUUCUCAUCCGUACCUUCAUUUAAAUUGGAGCAACAUACAUCAUGCCCACAAUUAGAAGCUAGUAUAAUAGAUAUUGUGGUUCCAAUUAAAAUAUCUGAUCAUGAAACAAGAAAGUGUUCAUUACGUUUGGUAUUUUACCGUGCAGUGGAUUGCUUCCAUUGGCCGAUGAACAACUAGUCCUAAGGAUGUGUGUGAUGCAGCUUACAUUGACCGAUGAAUGACUGGUCCUAGGGAUAUGUGUGAGGCAGCUUACAUUGACCGAUGAAUGACUGGUCCUAGGGAUGUGUGUGAUGCAGCUUACAUUGACCGAUGAAUGACUGGUCCUAGGGAUGUGUGUGAAGCAGCUUACAUUGGCCGAUGAACGACUGGUCCUAGGGAUAUGUGUGAUGCCGCUUACAUUGGCCGAUAAACGACUAGUCCUGGGGAUGUGUGUGAUGCAGCUUACAUUGGCCGAUGAAUGACUGGUCCUAGGGAUGUGUGUGAUGCAGCUUACAUUGGCCGAUGAAUGACUGGUCCUGGGGAUGUGUGUGAUGCAGCUUACAUUGGCCGAUGAAUGACUAGUGCUGGGGAUGAGUGAUUGACUUCCUACGAAUCUUUAAGCCACAUGUUUUAGCAACUGCAUCACAUGAUGUGGGUGACCAUAAUCAAUAUCAUUCUACAUUGAAGCACAAUCCCUUUAGAGGUCUACUGGCAUGUUCUGUAAUAAAUACUUGAUUUAUAAUGAGUCUGUGUCUUAGAUUUUCCAGAAGCAUGGAUAUAUCAUCUAACAAUCAGGAACACCCUCCGUUACUGAAGAGUCGGGGGUCGUAUAUAAGGUAUAUCAUACAAACGACUUUGACCUCUUCACAAAGUCCAGUCCCAGACUCUCAACAGCGCCAUGUCCUAGAGCGGGUGUUUAACUAUAGCCUUCAGCUGCUAGAGAAGAGACUCAGGGUCUCCUGCAACCGAGCAAACGUCCAUAGUUUGAAUGGGGAUCAGUUGAGCAUUCUGGAGAAGGAGUUACUCCGUUCUGAGGACAGAUUGAUGGAGCUCUUCAUGUCUGAAGCUAGUUGUGAAGAUGAACCCGAUUACGAAAACCCUACAGAUGAUGACAGUGAAGCUGGAGCUAAAGCAGAUCAUCACAUCUUCCCCCAUGUACUCUCCCAUCACCAUGAAGAACUAAUGUCAUGCCUUAACACAAGGGGAACUCAUUUGCUGGACAUCAUGGCUCAGAAUGACCUCCUGAGUGAAUCUGAUGAAGAGGAAAUUCGGAAACAUGAGUCCCAUGGAGAAAGGAAUCAACGUGUUCUUGAGGUCCUUUCUACUGUUUCACCAAAGAAAAACAUGCAAUUCGUGAAUGACUUCAUUAAGGACACUAACCCCGACCUUGGAAGGAGAUUGUCCCGAUCUAUGAGGGAACUGGCUCACCAAGAUCAUGAACAUCAAUGUGCAGCAUGCACUGUUGUUACACAAAUUGAUCCAAGUCGCAUUGCAAAGGUCAUGUUUAUAAAUAAGACUAUACCUUACAGCUUUUAUAAUGAUCUCAGGAAUCCGGCUGUCUCCAGUCAAACGAAAUGGAAAUGGAUCAGAGAAAAGGAGUUAGACAUUGCUGCAAUAAACGCUCUACAACCAAAGUUUCAACAUUUUCAUGACAUGUUUGGAGACCACAAACGCCUUAUCUGCAAAUGCGACAGUUUUACCGCUGAUCCCCCCGAAGGCGUGAUGACAAGAAGUUCUGGUGCAAGUACCUUCCGUAACUGGUUGUCCAAGAGCAAGGAAGGAGAGAGGAGUGAAAUCACCCAGAUGAAGCAUGACAUAUAUACAAUUUCCAGGAGUGUAGAGGAUAUAAGAAACCAAGUUUUCCUGUCCGAACCAGAUGGCCAUGAGCAGUACACAGGUGUUCCCCGCUUUGCGUCCUCGAUUGACGUCCAUCAUGACACAGAUAUGUACGGAAAGAGGGACCGGCGCGUCUGGAGACCAGCCUUUCCCCAAAAACAUGGAGAAGACAAACCCAAGAAAAAACGCCAGAACAUAUUCAAGAGACUCCAGAAUAGACUACGGAAGUAAACGUCAUUCUUUUCUUGAGUGAGGAGAUCAG